Messenger RNA from Notolabrus celidotus (New Zealand spotty), 3883 nucleotides. RefSeq names its product family with sequence similarity 217 member B (gene fam217b). Lineage: Eukaryota; Metazoa; Chordata; Actinopteri; Labriformes; Labridae. The transcript is spliced from 4 exons. The record is from RefSeq and is a predicted model, not a curated record. Bases 770 to 2479 code for a protein of 569 amino acids.
UGCGUAACCUGAUUUAAAACUCCUGCAGAGCACCAUAAGCACUGACAUGGCUUACAUAUCUGGAUCGUGACUCGAUGGAGAUCAGCAAUCAUGCGCGCAGUUAACAGGAAGCUACAUGAAGAGCAGUAUUUCACUGGUGUUGCAUGGGAGAGUGAGUUGUUUUAGAUUUAGACUUAAUUUUCUCUUCGUUCUUCUCUACUGUUCCCCUCAAAAUGAGGAUAGGUUGAGUCACUGCUUUUAUUCUUCAUUGUUUAUCAAUUGGAAGUGGACUUAUCAGAGACAGUUUGCAUGCUCCAUUUGACAGCACGACCAGGGCACUUUGACUUCAAGUCCCAUGAUGCACCUCCAGUGCCCAAUACGAUCCAAGCGGCAGCCAGUCAGCAGCAGGUAAACAAACCUAUCUGCUCCUUCGGAAGGCGAGCCAAACAAAGCGUAUGCGCCGUCUGAACGUCUUGCAUUUUUAAUGGCGAGGAUGAUGAUAGUCGAUAAAGAGAUGCGUCAGCUGUCACGAUUUCAUUAAAAGAGACCUCGAAUUCUUGUUCAGUACAGGCGUGUCGACGAUAAACAGAAGGACGAGCUGAACCUGCAGCGGAGAAACCAGCGUUGAUAUCUGCGCAUGAUGCAUUGCAGCACUUUUGAGAAAAUGGGUGUUUUAAACCUCAUUCUCAGGAUAGGGUACAUGAUCCGAGAUGUCGGCUGGGUUCUUUAGCUACCGUAUUAUUUAAUUGUCCUGGAUUCUAAACAGCAUACCAUCUGUGCGACCUGCAACAUGGGGCCCAUCAUGCAGGAACGCACAGCAUCCACGACCCUGAAACGCGUCGUCUCCAAAGACAAGAUUCGGGUAAAGAAUACUGAAAACAGUGUGCCAGUAACAAGUUCAAAGAAAGGUAACAAGAUGAAGAAAGGAGUGGGUCAAAUGAAAAAUGGCCUCCCAGGACCAGGACAGGAUAAAGACACACUGGCCACAGUUCAGAAGGGUGCACAGUCAAAAGGAGGCAGGUUCAAAUCUGGCACCUCACGGAAUACAAGCAAACUCUCCAGCCCCGAAGAAGAAGAUUUGAGACCUCCUCUCCGCAAACACUUAUCCGUGCACAGGAAAGAGGAGAUCCAAGAAAAUCAACGGUUGUCUCAAUGCAGCAAUGAGCUCCACCCAAACCGUGGAGGAAUGGGGAAAAAUCGUCGAGCCCUCUCCCUGCCUCUCUCACCAAUAUCAGGUCUACGACACCUUCCAUCACACCCCCUGACACACUCCCCGGCCCCCACUCCAGAGGCCCUACAGCAGCAAUACAACCAGAAGGAUGUUGACAGUGACAGUGCCAGUGAUCUGUCAGACUCUGAGAGGCUGCCUGUUCUGCCCUCUCCCUGUACCCCCUGCACCCCUCCUCAUCUCAACCUCCGUGCCGAGGUCAUCAACUCGAACGACUUUCCGCCAGAUUUCCCAGGUCCUCGUGGGUGUGUUGGAGAUGAAAGUGAGGGUGAAAAACCCAACUACAGCUACUCAGACUUUCUGCCUCCUCCCUUCAACAGCUGGAGCCUGAGACAGCUGGCGGUAUUUCUGUACACAGAGGGCCGGGGAGCCCCCAGGCCCAAGCCUGUAGGGCCUCUAGAGAAGUACCUGGAGAGGCUGCUGCAGCUUGAGUGGCUACAGAUCCAAACAGUGCAAGCAGAGAACAGCCGCCCGCCUGGGAGCCGUCCGAGGCCACAGAGUUUUCCCUCUGCCACCACCGCACACCAACCCAGGCCUCACACAGCUCCGUCAUCUCGUCUUAACUCCCCUAAAGGUCUGCGGCAAAGUCAGCGAGCCUUCCCAUUUGCACCUGUUAACAACCCUCCAUCACCUGCUUCAACCCAGCACCAGCACUCCCGCUUCCCAGUUUGCCCUCAUUGUCACAUUCGCUUCCCCCUCUGUAAUGGAAGCUGCUCUGCAUAUGCCUACCAGCGCCACUCACGGCUCAGUCCACUGCUAGAGCGCAGAGCCAGACCAGGAGCACCAGCAAAGAGGAGCAGCAGUGAGACCCGUGCAACCUCCACUGAGGGUAGAAGCCCAGGAGCACAAGGUGGUGGAGGGGGAGGAGGAGGAGCCCAGACCCCAGUAAGCCCCUCAGCUGGAAGGAGUCAUCUCAGACACAUGCAGGCUGCAGGCAAUGCCCGCAAGCAACCCCAGGAACCUGGAAACAACCCAAACAGCAGAGGUCCAGUGAGGAAAAGCCGCGUCAGAGCUAACUCUGAGACAGAUGUUAAGAAGGAACCUGGUGGCAGCAAAGCCACUGGUGCAGAGAAACGUGUCUUUGCUGCAAGUAAGAGGGAGGUCAACACCUCCAAGAGAGCAGAGAAGGACUGGCAGAGGACAGAGGCUGGAGGUCAAGCCUCUAAAACUGCCAUGAAGAGAUCUGUUAAAGAGCCACAGUCUCUCUCCAAAGCACCGCUUAGUAAUAAGCAGAAUGGCAAAACAAAAAAUGUGCACUUUGUCGCAAAGUAACCUGUAUACAUCUACAGUAUAGUGCUUUAUUUAGUGUUUACUUGGUACAGGAGCUUGAACCUAUGCUUGCUUUCUGUGUAAUCUGUGUAAUACUAACAUGUAACUGUUGUACAGCAGAAUAAAUCAGUGGUGUACAGCCUUCAAAAGGUCAAAACUAACAAGUGGUUUUGCAGCUAGACUAGAGAUAAAACAGCAUGACUUCAGUGGAUAACACUUAAAUAGAACAGAAAUAUAUACAUAUAUUGUAUUCAUUCAAACUCAACAGUAGGUACACGGUCAUAAUGUUGCACUGCGGGAUGAGAGAAGGCUUUGAUGACCCUCAGCACUACCAGACUCUGACAUUGCUUCUCUGUUAUUCCAACUCUGUUGCACUGCAAAAUCUUAUUUCCUUGUGCUACCACUGUUAAAACAUGGAUUGAAUAAGCAUCUAUUGUACCGCUGAACAUCUUUCAGCAGAAGUAAUCCAAUAAAGUUUGAUGAAGAUUAUUGUAUUUUGGUAAUCCAAUACAACCGUAGCUAUUACUAGUAGAGUUUUGAUGUUAUAAAGUUGUAUGUUUUCAAAGCUCUUACUUUACUUGAUGUUGCUCUUUUAUCUUUUCUUUGGUGCCUCAUGUUUUCAGGUCACGUGUUCAGUUGGAGCAUCUUUGGCUGGAAUGAACAAGGUGCAGUGAGUGGUGUUGUUCUGGAGUUAUGUAGGUUGUUUCAGAUAAAUAUGCGUAAUGGAUUUAUAUUUUUGGUUUCAAGGGCUUUCAUGUUUGAGCAGCUUGAAUUGUAGUCGAUGAUGAUGAACUGUAUUUUGAAUAGAGCUGAGCUCUUUCCAUCAUUGAGGACAGUGUAAUGUUUGCUAUGAAUGUAAAUGCAUAUUUUUCCAAAUUUUGUACACCAUAGUUAUAUUUAUGAAAAGUGUUGUGGUUGACCUGUACUCACCAUUGUCAUUAUUAUGUUUACAUUUUCAUGCACAAACAGAAAAUAUUUAGCAGAAGAGCAGAAUGUAAUAUGAGGCCAUACGACUGAGUCAUUCCCAUGAUGAGGGAUUUAAACACUUCAUCCCAGAUAUGCUGUGACGGGUAAUGGUUCUACAUAUCACCUCCAUCUUCCACCGCAUACUUGAAGUCUGUAGAGAACUGUGUUUACAUUAGAGUGUCUUCUGUUUUUCGUGAUUUACCAUGCGCACUGAAUUCAUGGCAGCACUACAAUGUAAAUAAUGUGAUACGUACUCAUACUGAAACCCUCCUCUUAAUGUUUAUGUAAAGUAUCAAAGCCAUAGACAAGGGACCAGGAGUGGCCGUGUUCUUAUAAAUGUGUACAUUAAGUCGACAAGCACGCAGAAAGAUUGUGGUAUGUAUUUUCACAAUGUUGAAUGCAAGUAUUUGUAAGGCAUAGAAAUAAAUGUUUUGCACUGAA